Molecule: messenger RNA, 4848 nt
Organism: Clupea harengus (Atlantic herring)
Lineage: Eukaryota; Metazoa; Chordata; Actinopteri; Clupeiformes; Clupeidae
Gene: fbxo11b
Product: F-box protein 11b
Biological process (GO): ubiquitin-dependent protein catabolic process; regulation of apoptotic process
Molecular function (GO): protein binding; zinc ion binding
Source: RefSeq, a predicted model, not a curated record
UGAAGGAGGCAUUCCAACUAGGAGCCGUAAGGGGAGACGGGAUAAUAGUAUUCCAUUGGUGGAUACGGCUCCCUUGUGAUUUUUUUUCUCGUUUCUGUCCCCGUGUGAGUUAAUGGCUCCUCCUGCAAAAGAGAGAGACGGAGCCCGUCCAGAGGAGCAGAGGGGGGAGCUGUCCGAAAAACACAAAUAACACCCCGUAAAAGAUCUAAUCACCAUCGCAAUUGUCUUUAUGCUUCUCAAAAUAGGACAACGGAGUUGGAUCUAGAGGUCCAAAGAAAACCAGAAACGAACGUUGGAGCAAAACAUUCUAUUUUUUAAAUUACCAACUCACCAAAUGAACUCCGUCAGGGCAACCAACAGAAGACCCAGGCGAGUAUCGAGGCCGCGCCCGGUGCAGCAGGAACGGAACAACGGUGAAAGAGAUGAGGACGUGCCUGCAGAUAUGGUCGCAGAAGAAUCCGGUCCAGGAGCUCAGAACAGUCCCUAUCAACUCCGCAGAAAGUCCUUGUUGCCCAAGAGAUCAGCGUGCCCUACCAAGAGCAGUAUGGAGGGUGCCUCCACGUCCACCACAGAAACGUUCGGCCACAGAGCGAAGAGAGCUCGUGUGUCAGGGAAGUCCCAGGACCUACCUGCGGCUCCUGCAGAACAGUACCUACAGGAGAAGCUGCCAGAUGAGGUGGUUCUGAAGAUAUUCUCAUAUCUUCUGGAGCAAGACCUGUGCCAGGCGGCAUGUGUGUGCAAACGUUUCAGCGAGCUGGCCAAUGACCCCAUCCUCUGGAAGAGGCUUUACAUGGAGGUGUUUGAAUACACGCGUCCUAUGAUGCAUCCAGAGCCAGGGAAGUUCUACCAAAUCAACCCCGAGGAGUACGAGCAGCCCAACCCCUGGAAGGAGAGCUUUCAGCAGCUGUACAAGGGUGCACAUGUAAAGCCUGGCUUUGCUGAGCACUUCUACAGCAAUCCAGCCAGGUACAAAGGGAGAGAAAACAUGCUGUAUUACGACACCAUUGAGGAUGCGCUGGGUGGAGUCCAAGAGGCCCACUUUGAUGGCCUCAUCUUCGUCCACUCCGGCAUCUACACAGACGAGUGGAUCUACAUCGAGUCCCCCAUAACCAUGAUAGGAGCAGCGCCUGGUAAAGUAGCUGAUAAAGUGGUGAUUGAGAACACAAGGGACUCCACCUUUGUGUUCAUGGAGGGCUCAGAAGAUGCCUAUGUGGGUUAUAUGACCAUAAAGUUUAAUCCAGACGAUAAAUCAGCCCAGCACCAUAACGCCCACCACUGCCUGGAGAUCACAGUCAACUGCAGUCCCAACAUUGACCACUGUAUCAUCCGCAGCACCUGCACAGUGGGCUCAGCGGUAUGCGUCAGUGGUCAAGGGGCGUGUCCCACCAUCAAGCAUUGCAACAUCAGUGACUGUGAGAAUGUAGGCCUGUACAUCACGGACCACGCACAGGGCAUAUAUGAAGACAAUGAGAUCUCCAACAAUGCCCUUGCGGGCAUCUGGGUGAAAAACCAUGGCAACCCCAUCAUCAGACGGAAUCACAUUCAUCAUGGGCGGGAUGUAGGAGUCUUCACCUUCGACCAUGGCAUGGGCUAUUUCGAGAGCUGCAACAUCCACAGGAACCGUAUUGCAGGCUUUGAGGUGAAGGCCUACGCUAAUCCCACAGUAGUGCGCUGUGAGAUCCAUCACGGCCAGACAGGUGGCAUUUACGUGCACGAGAAAGGCCGGGGCCAGUUCAUUGAGAACAAGAUCUAUGCCAACAACUUUGCCGGAGUGUGGAUAACGUCCAACAGCGACCCAACCAUCAGGGGGAACUCCAUCUACAACGGCAACCAAGGAGGCGUGUACAUAUUCGGUGAUGGGAGGGGCCUCAUUGAAAUGAAUGACAUCUACGGCAAUGCACUGGCAGGCAUCCAGAUCAGAACCAAUAGCUGCCCCAUCGUCAGGCACAACAAAAUCCAUGACGGCCAGCAUGGAGGCAUAUACGUGCAUGAGAAAGGCCAGGGCGUGAUUGAGGAGAACGAGGUGUACAGUAACACGCUGGCUGGAGUGUGGGUGACCACGGGGAGCACGCCAGUCCUCCGGAGGAAUAGGAUACACAGCGGCAAGCAGGUGGGGGUGUACUUCUAUGACAAUGGCCACGGAGUGCUGGAGGAUAAUGACAUCUACAACCACAUGUACUCUGGGGUGCAGAUCAGGACUGGCAGUAACCCUAAAAUUAGACGCAACAAGAUCUGGGGUGGACAGAAUGGUGGCAUCCUUGUCUACAACUCUGGCCUGGGAUUCAUCGAGGACAAUGAGAUCUUUGACAAUGCCAUGGCUGGGGUGUGGAUCAAGACCGACAGCAAUCCCACACUGCGCAGGAACAAGAUCCACGAUGGCCGAGAUGGAGGGAUCUGCAUUUUCAAUGGGGGACGGGGCUUGCUGGAGGAGAAUGACAUUUUCCGGAAUGCACAGGCCGGUGUGCUGAUCAGCACCAACAGCCACCCUGUCCUGCGCAAGAACCGCAUCUUUGACGGCUUCGCCGCAGGCAUUGAAAUAACAAACCACGCUACCGCCACCCUGGAGGGUAAUCAGAUCUUCAACAACCGCUUUGGUGGUCUGUUUCUUGCAUCCGGAGUCAAUGUCACCAUGAAAGAUAAUAAAAUAAUGAACAAUCAGGAUGCCAUAGAGAAGGCAGUGAGCAGAGGCCAGUGCCUGUACAAGAUCUCCAGUUACACCAGCUAUCCCAUGCAUGACUUCUACAGAUGUCACACCUGUAAUACAACGGACAGAAAUGCCAUCUGUGUGAACUGCAUUAAGAAGUGUCACCAAGGACACGAUGUAGAAUUUAUACGGCACGACAGGUUUUUCUGUGACUGCGGUGCGGGAACGCUGUCCAACCCGUGCACAUUGGCAGGAGAGCCCACCCACGACACAGACACUCUGUACGACUCGGCGCCCCCUAUUGAGUCGAACACGUUACAGCACAACUGAGCCCUGCCCCAACCCCCCGUUUUGCCCUGGCCUGGCCGCCACCCGCCUGCCUAUUGGACAUGAGCUUCUGCUGCCCUGCACGCAGAAAGACUCUGUGAUGACUGUCACACACGGGGGGGGGGGGGGGGGAAGACCCUUCGGAGAGCUGGAGGAAGCAGCCAGACCAGGGUGGAGCUGUGCCCCUCAAUGUCCCAGCGCUGGUGGAAGAGACCACGCCAGUGCUCACUGCAACGCACACGGACCUACAGAGACUUGCCUGGCCUCUCAGCUCAGCUCCAUAAAGUGGCCUUUGGAUGCAAAUAAAGGUGGAGAAGAGCGGGGGGGGGGAGGGUGGGAAGGAGGGGGGGGGGGGGUCGCGUGUUAAGCAGUUGGAGGACUCAGGACGGGGGGGGAAAAUGGAGGAGGAUGUGGUCCCGGGUGUCCAUUCGGGUUGGGGCACAACAUGUUACUGUCACUGCUCCCCCUACCACCACCACCACACCCUCCUGACCUCUCCAGUGUGUGAAGACUAGACUGGAGGAGGGAGCGCCGCAGUUUUGUACAGAAUCCACAGCAAAGGCCUAGAGAUGCCCCCCCCCCCCCCCCAACCCCCACUAGAGAGGGGUUUACCUGGACAGGAGGAUAAGCCAUGGUGACAUGGCCACCAUAGCAGCUGUUUCUUAGGCAACAGAGGCGCCGGUGUUUAUGUAUGUUUAAAGAAAAAAAAAUGUAAUAAUAAAAAAGAAACAAUGUGAUUAGCACUGCUGCCUUUUUAAUAUGGUAAUCUGAUCAACAAAUAUGAUUUAAUGCUUUCUCAUGUAGUUUUGUAUUUUCCAGCAAAAAAAAAAAAAAUCUUACUGUAUUUGAAUGUCUUUUAUUUUAUUAUAUAUUAUAAUUAUUCAUAUUGUUAUUAAUAUUUUUUGUUGUUGUUGUUAGCACACCAUAGGCUUGCUGUCAUCAUACUCUUGUCCCAGCAGCUAAGUUCUUUCUGUGAAAGAGGAUUACUGCAAAAAAAAAAAAGAAAAAAAGAUUGGAAACUGAACACUAAAAUAUGUCCUCCAGCUUUGUAGUGCUUGGAAACGGUAGGCUGUGUUUGGUUUGUGAUGUAGGAGACCUGGCAGUGUGUUUGAAAUGGACAGUGGAAGAGUGUGUGUGUGUGUGUGUGAGAGUGUGGAUGAUUUUUAUUUAUACUACCCAUGUUACUCUUGUAUGUUUCUCCCAACUUCCUCUCACAUUGUGGUCAUGUCGAAUUAAAAUGGGCAGUUAUUCAAUGUAGUGUCUUUCUUUGGAAGACUUGGAACUUUGGAAUGUUGAAUCCAACAUGAUGUACCUCAGAGACGUAAGAAGCCAGAUGAGAUGAGAGAUUUACUCUGUCGAAACGCAUCGGGAAAAGGAAAGGACCUUGGAGCUAACAGAGUUGCUGCUUGUCACUUUAGCUGACAUUGAUGUGUUAUGUUCAAUUCUCACCAUUUCCAUAAUACAUCCACAUCCCAAUGCACAUUGAGACGUUACGGGAACACAUCUGUGUUCAGAUAGGUCCGAAGACCUGCCAGUUUUCCGUUCUGUGUUUUAGUGUUUUUUUGUGUUUUGAAUGGUGUGUGUUUUGAGGGUGUUUAAAAAAGAUGCAAUGCUGGAGAUUAAGAAUAGUGAUCUGAGGCCUGACGUGAGACGAGCACCCCCCUACCCUGCCCUCCCCUUCCCCUCCCAUCUGUGUGUACUGUUGUGACUGUGGCUCCUCAUGCAGCCUGGACUGUAUGCAUGUACCAUAACAUCUACACUUAAUAUAUGUGAAGUAUUCAAUAACCAUUAUGUAGAUGCUAGGAUUAUUUGAAAGGGGUUUAAUUUCCUAGAAAAAACUGGUCAUUUUUAAGGAAAUAAACUUUAUUAGAUCGGUG